Molecule: messenger RNA, 834 nt
Organism: Zygosaccharomyces rouxii
Lineage: Eukaryota; Fungi; Ascomycota; Saccharomycetes; Saccharomycetales; Saccharomycetaceae
Exons: 1
Coding region: 1-834 (277 amino acids)
Source: RefSeq, a predicted model, not a curated record
AUGUCCUCAUAUGGUAGAUCCAAAAAAGACCAUUUUUGGCGAAAAUGUUACAGGAAACUGGCAGAAGUGAGCGAUGACAGCCGUCGGCAGAGUGUCAGACAUCACUCUAUUAGACGCUGGAAAAAUGUACAGGACCCACGACAUGUCGAAAAACCUAUCGCCUUUGAUUAUUGGGCCGCAUUGACUCCGAAGUCGAGGUCUAAGCCCUUUAUGCCUACAUCCAUUAGUAAGCCGAGACCCAAACGUACUGUAUCGGGAGCCGCCACUGCACCAGCCUCUGGUUGCAGUUACAGUAAAGAUUCGUUAUCUCCACAGACUUAUAGUACAGCGGAAACGUCCAUACCUAAUAAUGAUUUUGAACCACGACCUACACUAGAUCCUCGUAGUAACGGUAGUUUCCGAAGUAAUAUCAAAUCAAACAGAUUCAACAAGGUAGGUGAAAUGGAACCUGGUUUUUGCCUGGGAUUCAUGUCUGACAGUGCGACUGGAGCAAGUGCUACAAGUGCUUCAGUUUACAGUGGAGGCGAGAAAAGCGAUGAUUCCCAAACAAGUUUGGACAGUGGUAUUUUUGAUUCACGAAGCUUUGAGAGUCUAAUAAAUUCAUUCGAUUGGUACGCUACAAAUGUCUUUAAAAGGUUAGAGACAUCGGUAUUGUCUUUUUUAAACUCUAAAGAACCAAACGAGGAUAAAAGUAGUGCUAUGUGCUCUACUGUCUCACCGCUCCGUAGCGAACUGCCAGAUUCAGUAUUAACACCCUGCACCGGUGCAGCCACCCAGUGGGAUUACGCAAUUGAUGAAGCCAUCUAUGGUCAACAUGCCAAAUGCUUUAUAUGA